This is a messenger RNA of Protopterus annectens (West African lungfish), 2700 nucleotides long. RefSeq names its product plasminogen (gene PLG). Lineage: Eukaryota; Metazoa; Chordata; Ceratodontiformes; Protopteridae. Gene Ontology annotation, molecular function: serine-type endopeptidase activity; signaling receptor binding. Gene Ontology annotation, cellular component: extrinsic component of plasma membrane. The coding region runs from base 41 to 2449 and encodes 802 amino acids. The transcript is spliced from 19 exons. The record is from RefSeq and is a predicted model, not a curated record. Gene Ontology annotation, biological process: proteolysis.
ACAAAAGUGGUCUUUGGAGCAUAGCACUUCAGUCCUCAAAAUGACUGCCCACAUAAGGAUCACACUACUUUUCCUUUUCUUACAUGCAGUGAAUUGUGGAGUACUAGAUAAUUAUCAAAAAACAGAUGGUGCCUGGAUUAUUUCUCCCAAUCGAUUUUUCUACUUAGUCAGCAGUGACACUGAAUGUGCAGACAAAUGUGAAGCAGAAACACGAUUCACAUGCAGGGCCUUUGUUUUCACCGUUAAGGAUCAGCAGUGUGCCACUAUAGCUGAGAACAGCAAGUUUGCAACUUUAAUGAGAAUGCGAGAUGCAGCACUAUAUGAAAAGAAAUUAUACCUUGUUGAAUGCAAGAAUGGAAAAGGAAAUGAUUACAGAGGAACAGAAUCAAAAACUGCAUCUGGAUUAACCUGUCAGGAAUGGUCCCGUCAAACACCACAUAUACCCAACAUUACACCCUCAACACAUCCCAAAGCUGACCUGAUAAAGAAUUUUUGCAGAAAUCCGGAUGAUGACUCAAAUGGCCCUUGGUGUUAUACUACAGACCCAAACAAAAGAUGGGACUACUGCAGUAUACCCAAAUGUGAAGAGGAAUGUAUAUUCUGCAGUGGAGAAAAUUAUCGUGGAAAGGUGGCAAAAACAGAAUCUGGCACCGAAUGCCAGAGAUGGGACACCCAGCUUCCUCACAAUCAUGGCUACAAACCACUUUUGUUGCCUGAUCAAUAUCUGCAAGAAAAUUAUUGCCGGAAUCCUGAUGGGGAGCCCAGACCAUGGUGCUUUACAACAAACCCAAACAAACGCUGGGAGUUCUGCAGUAUUCCUCGCUGCAAUACUCCACCACCUUCGAUUGUCCCAGAACUGAAAUGUAUUACAGGAAAAGGAGAGUUAUAUCGAGGAACUAUAUCAGUCACUGCAUCUGGAAAACAGUGUCAGAGAUGGGACCAGCAUGUACCUCACAGGCACUCCAGAACACCUGACAACUACCCUUGCAAGGGACUUAAUAAUAACUACUGUAGAAAUCCAGAUGGUGAGACAAUGCCCUGGUGUUACACCACUGACCCUAACACACGAUGGGAGUACUGUACUAUCCCAAGUUGCAGCAGUGAAUCAGAUGCUGCGGCUGCAGCCCCUAUACCAACUGCAUCAGAUUGUUAUGAAGGGAAUGGUUCCACAUAUCGUGGCACUGCCUCACAGACUGUCAGUGGCAAGAAGUGCCAAGCCUGGGAUUCAAUGACACCUCAUUCUCACGAAAAAACUCCUCUAGAGUUUCCAAAUGCGGGGUUGAUAUUAAACUACUGCAGAAACCCAGAUGGUGACGUUUCACCGUGGUGCUACACAAUGGACCCCCACACCAGAUGGGAAUAUUGUGAUAUUGAGAAGUGUCCAACUGUUGUACAGAAGCCUACCACUGUUACUAUAUCUGUAGUGAAUCCUACACCUCCUGCAGAGCUAAAAGAUUGUAUUGUCGGUUAUGGUGAGAAUUAUCGUGGAAAAACCUCCAAGACAUCAGCUGGAAAGAAAUGCCAAGAAUGGGCUUCUCAGACACCAAAUGUACAUGUCAGCUUUACUCCAAACACUCAUCCAAAUGCAGGACUGGAUCAAAAUUACUGCAGAAACCCAGAUGGUGACAUCAAUGGACCAUGGUGUUAUACAACAGAUCCAAGCCAGAAAUGGGAUUACUGUCGAAUCCCUAAGUGUGAAACUCCUGUUAGAGAAUGUGGAAAACCUCAAGUUCAGCCAAAGAAAUGUUUUGGAAGAAUAGUAGGUGGCUGUGUUUCUAAACCGUACUCUUGGCCCUGGCAAAUAAGUCUUCGGACCAGCUAUCAUCAGCACUUCUGUGGUGGAACACUGAUUGCUCCCCAGUGGGUUCUCACGGCCGCUCAUUGUGUAGAAAAGAAACCAAGACCUGCUUUUUAUAAAGUCCACCUAGGAAUCCAUAAAGAGGCUUCAGAUGAACCAUCAAAGCAAAUACUGGAUCUUUCAGAUCUUAUCUUGGAACCUGGAAAGGCUGACAUUGCUUUACUUAAGUUAAAAAGCCCAGCAAUAAUCAAUGACAAGGUCUCAACUGCUUGCUUACCACCACCUGACUAUAUUUUACAAACUGGUGCAUACUGUUACGUGACAGGAUGGGGCGAAACACAAGGUACAUCAGGAGAGGGCUUCCUAAAGGAAACAGGGUUCCCAGUAAUUGAAAAUAAGGUCUGCAACCGGGCAGAAUUUCUGAAUGGAAAAGUAUCCGACAAAGAGCUUUGUGCAGGAAACAUUGAUGGUGGAACAGAUAGCUGUCAGGGUGACAGCGGAGGUCCAUUAGUAUGUGCAGAAGGAGACAAGUUUGUACUUCAAGGAGUAACGUCUUGGGGUCUAGGCUGUGCACAGGCCAUGAAACCUGGUGUUUAUGUUCGAGUUUCAAAAUUCAUCAAAUGGAUUGAACAGACAAUUGCUGCAAACUAAUGUCUAUAUUGUGUUACUGUAUUGUGUAAGUGUAAUAUUCUGUACAGUAAAAUUGUUACAAAAGCUUGUUACAAAAGCUUGUAUGUCAGUAAAUAUGUACUGAUUAAAAUAGAAAAGAAAUAGCUUAUGAAAAGGCCGGUUUCACAAAAUUAGUAAUUCAUUGCCUAUAUAUACUUUUACCAAGAUGGGAAACACAAUUUUUAUUGUUAUUGAAGCAAAAAGUCAAUUACCAUUAAAACAAUAAAAUUUAA